AUCGAAGAUAAGUGUCGCAGUUGUCAUUAGAGCAAGUAAUGAUGUACAAGAAGUAUACCGCGUUGGUGCUAGCGCUGGUGGUCCUGGCGGCGGAGGCUACCACCGCUCCGAGGCAGCUGUUGGCGCCGCUGCUGCUGCAAGCCCAACAGGAGAAAUUCACCGACCUCGGCAUAACGGCGACCGUGAACGACUAUGUCGACGAGACGAUCAGCAUGCUGGUGCCGCACAUCCAGAACUUCGGCCUCGACCCCAUGCAGCUGCCCGACAUCGAGGAGGGCUUUGAAGUGAGAUACCUGCUGAUAACAUACAGCGCGGUGCUAAAGAUCCACGACGGCUACAUGUCGGGGCUGGUGAACGUGCAGCGCUCCGGCGACCAGACCGUGAACUACUUCGCCAAGAUGCUGCGCGUGCGCGUCGAGCUGCAGUUCUCCGACCUUGAAUUCUACUACAACUACCUCUUGAAGGUGAUGAGGAUCGGCCCCACCGGCGGUAUCCGCGGGUCACUCGAUAGUUUCAAGGUCGUCACUGACAUUUUGAUCGAUUUCAACAACGAUGAAAUCCAUCUUCAACAAUUUUCUUUGACUGACAUUGGUCGUCUGCGCGUCCGGCUCACCGGCAACAUUCUAACCGACUGGUUGUUCAACCCCACCAUCGCCGUGUUCGUGCGAAUAUUCGACACCAUCAUUAUGAAGGUCGUGGAAGUGAACAUCCGCAACGCCAUCCACGGCGGCGUCGGAUUCGUCAACUCCAACCUUAAGGAUAUCAUCGAUACGCUAGAGUCCUUCAACUAGACCAUUUGAAUUAGACUAA
This is a messenger RNA of Cydia splendana, 810 nucleotides long. RefSeq lists its product as uncharacterized. The transcript is spliced from 5 exons. Bases 39 to 791 code for a protein of 250 amino acids. Lineage: Eukaryota; Metazoa; Arthropoda; Insecta; Lepidoptera; Tortricidae. The record is from RefSeq and is a predicted model, not a curated record.